CAGACGUCAAUUCCGCCACCACUAAAUUGUUUGAGCUGAACGUCACACUCAAUCCGCUCGCCAUGUAUUCUGCUUCCGCGCAAAAAGCCAAGAGACGCACGCACGCACGUCCCGAGCUUACCGAUGAACAAAAACAAGAGAUAAAAGAGGCCUUUGAAUUGUUCGACACGGACAAGGAUGGCUCGCUGGAUUAUCACGAGCUCAAGGUCGCGAUGCGCGCCCUCGGCUUUGACAUGAAGAAAGCAGAGGUAUUGAAGAUACUACGAGACCAUGACAAGAGCGGUCAUGGUCUAAUUGACUUUGAGGAUUUUGCAAAAAUCAUGAGCGAACGGAUCCUGGCGCGAGAUCCGAUGGAUGAAAUCCGCCGAGCCUUCCAAUUGUUCGAUGAUGACAACACAGGAAAAAUUAGUCUACGGAAUCUUCGACGUGUUGCAAAAGAGAUCGGUGACCGAUUGGAAGAUGAUGAAUUGCAAGCGAUGAUAGAUGAAUUUGACCUCGACCAGGAUGGAGAGAUUAACGAACAAGAGUUUUUCGCCAUCAUGACAGAUGAUGCAUAGCUCUCUUCCCUGAUGGUUGUCAUCUCUUCCUAUUUUCUCGAGUUGUAUACUGUUAUACCGGCUCUGGCUGGUUAUUAUCUAUUAACUCCCAAUUGUUUAGUAAUAUAUUGCGAUCGUUCUCUGUCUGGAACAUUCACGAAUUUCGUCCUGUGAGUCAUUUUCUAACCAAGAAAGGCGCCCUCUUAUUCGUAAUAUAAACAGCUGUGCUAUGUUCAUUAGAAUCCCUCGUGUAAUUCUACAGCUACCGGUUGAUAUGUAAUACGCCGCUGAGUUAUGUCUACUCUAUGAAUCCUUGUGACGCGGCCCUGGUCCCCACUGCGAACCACGAU
This is a messenger RNA of Suillus discolor, 886 nucleotides long. RefSeq names its product Ca2+-binding EF-hand protein. The transcript has 3 exons. Gene Ontology annotation, cellular component: mitotic spindle pole body; half bridge of spindle pole body. The record is from RefSeq and is a predicted model, not a curated record. Gene Ontology annotation, biological process: spindle pole body duplication. The coding region runs from base 63 to 557 and encodes 164 amino acids. NCBI's taxonomy places the organism in Eukaryota, Fungi, Basidiomycota, Agaricomycetes, Boletales, Suillaceae. Gene Ontology annotation, molecular function: calcium ion binding; microtubule binding.